Messenger RNA from Ipomoea triloba (trilobed morning glory), 6150 nucleotides. Lineage: Eukaryota; Viridiplantae; Streptophyta; Magnoliopsida; Solanales; Convolvulaceae. The record is from the annotation of a RefSeq genome assembly.
AUGAGGAAUCAAUUUCCUUUUCGUUCGGUUUAUUACAAAAUAAUAAAUUCAGUUCUUGCGGCUGGACUUUAUUAUGGGUUUUUGAGCGCUUUCUCUAUCAAGACCUCUCAUUUAUUACUUCUCCGAACUCUGGUUUUUGAGGAGGAAGAAGAAACCAAGAAGAGAAUAGUAGCAAAAACUGGAUUGAUUAUGGGGCAGAUCUUACUAUUCAUAUCAAUAUAUUAUAAACCUUUCCAUAUUGCUUUGACUAGACCUCGUACAAUAACUGCACUCGGGUUUUUCUAUCUUUUUUUCCAGAUCUUCUGGAAAAGUCAGAAACGCGUUUUUGCUAACCAAAAUUCCAUGUCUAAUCUCAGCUGUAUAUUUCUAAAUCAUCUCAUUUUACAGCAGUUGCUUAACACUUGCAUUUUACCAAGUUCAGCGGCAAGGAGAUUAGUCAGCAUUUACACGUUUCGAUCCAACAACAAGAUGUUAUUCGUAACAAGUUCUUUUUUUGCCUGGUUCAUUGGCCAAAUUUUAGUAUGCGAAUUUUUUGAAUUGGCAGGAAAACACAUACGUAUUGAAUUGGCAGGAAAACACAUAGGUAAAAAUCGUUCUAUUAGAUCGAUCAUUCGAUCUGACUAUUUUCAUUUUUUCUUUGUGAUUCUCUUUUUUAUGAUGAGUCUCCACUCUUUUGGCAGAAUACCCUCACCCAUUCUUCUUCCUAAAAUGAGCAACCUUUCACAAAUAGAAAAGCGCGCGUUGAUCUUGAAAGGUACAGAUGAAGAAGAGGAAAAUGACAAAAUAGACGAAGAAAUAGAACAAGAAAUGGAAAAAAUAGAACAAGAAAUAGAAGAAAUAGAACAGCAACGAAAACUUGCGAAUCAUCUGAAAAAAAAAAAAGAUAGACAAAAAAAACAGGGAACAGGGGGACAUUCCGACAAAGAAUUCCACUCGAAUUCGAAUACCAGUUAUUCGAAAAGCAAAAUCGAAGUACUAAAAAAUGAAAUACGUGUAAUACAAGAAAAAGAAAGAAAAAGCCUCAUUAGCCCAUUGCUUUUUGAUUAUCGACGAUGGUAUCGCCCAUUUCGCUACAUUCAAAAUAAUAGACUUGAGCAAGCUAUAAGAAAUGAAAUGUCACAAUAUUUUUUUGAUACACAACAAAGUGAUGGAAAAGAAAGAAUAUCUUUUACCUAUCCAAGGAGUUUAUCAACUUUUUUUAAAGUGAUCAAAAGAAAAAUAAAUAUCCUACUAGAAAAAACUCUUUCUAAUCAAUUGGACAAUGCUUGGGUUUCUAGAAACAAAAAAAAAAUGAAUCAUCUGAAAAAUGAUUUUUUCAAUAGAAUUAACCAUCUAGACAAAGAAAAAAUAGAUGGAGAAAUAGAACAGGAAAAAGAACGGGAACAAAAAGCAGUGGAGAUACUUGAAACAAGAACUCGAUUAUGUAUAGAAGAUGAUAAGACUAAACAAGAAUACUACUUACCCCAAAUGUAUGAUCCUUUCUUAAACGGGCCAUACCGUGGAAAAAUCAAAAAAGAGCUUCCGCCUUCCAUCAUAAAAAAUACUUUGAUCGCAGAUUCGAGAGAGACAGGUGAGCAAAAUCGGUUACAUGAUCUUCUUCUCCCGAAUUCCAAUUACGAAAAUUUUGACCAAAAUACGAAUACUUUAGAAAUUGGUGAUAUUUUAGAAAUUGAUGCGUUUUCAUCUAUUCUAAUACACAAAAUAGGUAAAAAAGUCCCUCGAUGGUCAUACAAAUUAAUCAGUGAAUUGGAACAACUAUCAUUUCACUACAGUCCGCCAGCAGAGCAUGAAAUUCGUUCAAGAAGGGCGGUAGGUGAAUAUCUUCUUUUUGAUCCUCCAGAGACUCAUACUACUACUAAAGCUACAGAUAAAGAAACGAAGACUAAUGCUAGCAAAGAGACUGAUACUGUGAAUAAAGAAACGAAGCCUAAUGCUAGCAAAGAGACUGAUACUAUUGAUAAAGAAACGAAGCCUAAUGCUAGCAAAGAGACUGAUACUAUUGAUAAAGAAACGAAGCCUAAUGCUAGCAAAGAGACUGAUACUAUUGAUAAAGAAACGAAGCCUAAUGCUAGCAAAGAGACUGAUACUAUUGAUAAAGAAACCAAGACUAAUGCUAGCAAAGAGACUAAUACUGUUGAUAAAGAAACCAAGACUAAUGCUAGCAAAGAGACUGAUACUGUUGAUAAAGAAACCAAGACUAAUGCUAGCAAAGAGACUGAUACUGUUGAUAAAGAAACCAAGACUAAUGCUAGCAAAGAGACUGAUACUGUUGAUAAAGAAACCAAGACUAAUGCUAGCAAAGAGACUGAUACUGUGAAUAAAGAAACGAAGCCUAAUGCUAGCAAAGAGACUGAUACUGUGAAUAAAGAAACCAAGACUAAAACCCCAGAAGAAGAGGCUAAAGAAGAUGAAGAGAAGGGGCUUGUUUUGAUGCGUUAUGCACACCAACCCGAUUUUAAGCACGGCUUAAUCAAAGGCUCUAUGCGAACUCAAAGGCGUAAAAUUGUUAUUGAGAAACUGUUUCAAGCAAAUGCACAUUCCCCCCUUUUUUUUGACAGGAUAAAAAAACAAAAACUUUUUUCUUUUGCUAUCCCCCGCCCGGUUCAACUGAACCGAAUUUUUAGAAAUUGGUCGGCGGGAAAAGGGUUCAGGAUUUUAGAGUCUACAGACGAACAAACAAAAAGAGAAGAAAAACCAAAAAGAGAAUCUAAAAAGAAAAACGACCGAGUAAAGGAAAAAAAGCGAUUAGAGAUAGGGGAAGCCUGGGAUACUUUUGAAAUUACCCAAAUGUUAAGGGGUUGCAUUUUAAUAGCCCAAUCAAGUCUUAGAAAAAAUCUUAUAUUACCUUCAUUGAUAAUCGGUAAAAAUCUUGGACGUAUGCUAUUAUUGCAAAUUCCUGAAUGGUCUGAAGAUUUCGAGGAAUGGAAUAGAGAAAAGCAUAUUAGGUGCACUUAUACUGGUAAUCCGUUAUCCGAAACAGAAUUUCCGGAAAAUUGGUUGACACAAGGUAUUCAGAUCAAGAUUGUAUAUCCUUUCCAUCUGAAACCUUGGCACACAUCUAAACCGCUAACUUCUCGUGAUGACGUUUGUUUUUUAACAAUUUUUGGAAGGGAAACAGAACUGCCUUUUGGCUCUCCCCGAAAAACACCUUCCUUUUUUGAGCCCAUUUUAAAGGAACUCGAAAAAAAAAUUGGAAAAUAUGAAAAGGUUACAGCUGAAAGCGUUUUAAAAAAAAUAAUAAUAAAAUUAUUUAAAAAAGUUUCAAAAGAAACAAGAACAACAAACCAAAAUCUUCCGUUUAUAGAAAAAGACCUCUCCAAGGGUAAACCAAUUUUAUUAUUUAGAUCGAGAGAAAUAGGUGGAAUGGAAAAAGAAAAAGAUUCUAGAAUAAGCAACCAGAUAAUUAAUGAAUCUUUUAGUCAAAUUCAAAAAAUUCAAAUUCCAGAUUGGACAAAUUCUUCACUGAUAGAAACUAAAAUGCAAGAUAUGACUGAUAGAACAAGUACAAUCAAAAAUCAAAUAGAAAGAAUUACCGAAGAGAAAAAAAAAGUAACUCUAGAACUAGAUAUUAGUACUUACAAAAAAAGUUGUAGAUUAGAGUUGUCAAAAAAGAUUUGGCAAAUAGUAAAACUAAAAAACAUAAUAUGUAAAUUUCAUUAUUUUAGAAAAUUUUUCAUUCAAAGAAUAUAUAACGAUAUUUGUUUAUCUACUAUUCAUAUUUGCCAAACGAAUACACAACUCUUUGUUGAAUCGACAAAAAAUUUGAUUGAAAAAUAUAUUUCCAAGAAUGAAACAAAUAAAAAAAUAAUUAAUAAAAAAACUAAAAAUACAAUUCACUUUAUUUCAAAUAUAAAAACUUAUAAUAGUUGUAAGAAAAAUUCAGAAAUUUUUUGUGAUUUAUCCAACUUGUCACAAGCAUAUGUAUUUUACAAAAUAUCGCAAACCGGGGUUGUUAACUUGUCUAAAUUAAGAUCCGUUCUUCAACAUCAUGGAACAUCUUUCUUCCUUAAAACUCAAAUGAAAGACUCCUUUCGAACACAAGGAAUAUUUCAGUCUGAAGUAAUACAUAAGAAACUUCAGCGGUCUAUAACGAGUCAAUGGAAAAAUUGGUUAAGAGGGAAUUAUCAAUACGAUUUAUCUCAGAUUAUCUGGUCUAGCUUAAUGUCACAAAAACAAAAAUGGCGAAAUAGGGUGAAUCGAUAUUGUAGGUCUCAAAAAAAAGAUUUAAAAAAAUGGAAUUCAUGUGGAAAAUACCAAUUAAGUCAUUACAAGAAAAAAAAGGGUCCUAACUCAUUAUCAAAUCAAAAAGAUAAUUUUCAAAAAUGCUAUAGAUAUGAUCUUUUAUCAUAUAAAUCCAUUAAUAAUGAAAAUAAAGGUGACUCGGUUUUUUAUAGAUCAAUCCCUCAAGUAACUAAAAGGCAAGCGGUUUCUGAUAAUUACAACAUGUCGCAAAACUCCUUGUUUGCGAUAACAGGAAGUAUCCCUAUCAAUAUUUUUAUAGGAAGAAUAGAAAGGGUAUAUAUUCCAUAUAUAGAAAAAAAUCUUAAUAGAAAAUAUUUUAAUUGGGAAAAUAUCUAUUUUGAUCUUAGAAAAAAAGUGGCUAUUGAAUCCUGGGUCGCGGUAAAUCCCAGCAGUAAUCAAAAGACUCGAAUUGGGACUAAUAAUUUUCAAUUAAUUGAUCCAAUUGAUAAAGAAGAAGAGGAAGAGAUCAAUCCCAGCAGUAAUCAAAAGACUCCAAUUGGGACUAAUAAGGAUGAAAUAUUUUAUGCAAUUGAUAAAGAAGAAGAGGAAGAGAUCAAUCCCGAAGAAGAGAUCAAUCCCGAAGAAGAGAUCAAUCCCAGCAGUAAUCAAAAGACUCCAAUUGGGACUAAUAACGAUCAAUUAAUUGAUCCAAUUGAUAAACAAGAAAAAGACCCUUUUUAUAUUCCGAUUAAUCAAAAUCCAGAAAUCAAUCAACCUAAUUCUCCAAAUUCUUUUUUUGAUUGGAUGGGAAUGAAUGAACAAAUACUAAAUCGUCCCAUCUCGAAUCUGGAACUUUGGUUCUUCCCAGAAUUUGUGCGGCUUUUUAAUGUAUAUAAAACGAAACCGUGGAUUAUACCAAGCAAAUUACUUCUUUUAAAUUCGAAUCUAAGUGAAACCGAUAAUAAAAAGAAAAACAUCGCUGAAAACCAAAAUCUUGAAGAAGAAGAUUCCGCGAAAUCAGACAUGAAAAAAGGUACAAAGAAAAGUAAAACCAAUAGUGAAAAGAAAAGUGAAACCGAUAGUGAAAAGAAAAGUGAAACCGAUAGUGAAAAGAAAAGUGAAACCGAUAGUGAAAAGAAAAGUGAAACCGAUAGUGAAAAGAAAAGUGAAACCGAUAGUGAAAAGAAAAGUGAAACCGAUAGUGAAAAGAAAAGUGAAACCGAUAGUGAAAAGAAAAGUCUAAGUACAAGAGAGCUAAGAGAGUUAUUCAUGAAAAAGUAUUUCCUUUUGCAAUUGAGAUGGGAUCAAAGGAAUAUCGGUCAAAACAUUCGCAAAAAUGUCCGGAUAUUAGCUCUCCCGAAGAGCUCGAUAAAUCUAGAAACCAUGACUCUAUCAUGCAUUGAAAGGAGAAAAUUACAAUUGAAUGUAAUGUGGAAUUCGAAGAGCAAUUUGAGUAUUCUAAAAUUUUUCAAAAACAUGGGAGUGGCUAUGGACCGCCUUGGACUGUCUGUAAAAAACAAUGGGCAAUUUCUUAUGUAUCAAACCAUAGGUAUUUCGUUGGUUCAUAAGAGUAAAAACAAAACUAAUCAACAAUACCGAAAACAAAGAAUAAUUCGAGCUAGAGAGAACAAUCAUUUUGAUGCGCUUGUUCUUGAAAAUAUUUUAUCGUCUAGACGUCGUAGAGAAUUGAGAAUUCUAAUUUGUUUCAAUUCAAACAAUUGGAAUGAUGUGGAUACCAAUUCCGUAUUUUUCAACGAAAACGGGGUAAAAAACUGUAGUCACUUUUGGGAAGAAAGGAACCUUCGUGAUAAGGAGAAAAAUGAAUUAAUUCAAUUCAAGUUUUUUCUUUGGCCCAAUUAUCGAUUGGAAGAUUUAGCUUGUAUGAAUCGUUAUUGGUUUGAUACUAAUAACGGCAGUCGUUUCAGUAUCUUAAGGAUCCACAUGUAUCUACCAUUGAAAAUUCGUUGA